GCAAGCUGUGCAAAUAUACGUCAACAAAAGAGCUGACUGAAAUAAGAAAUUAUGUCAGCAUGAGUCAACAUGAUUGUCAAAUUGCAAAAGGUGGGGAAUGACCUCGGACACAGAUAAAGAUGGCCAAUGUUGGCGGCAGGAAGAACUAAGGAUUGUUCUCCUGGGAUGGGACCGAUUAGAGAAGAGUAUGGUGGGCAAUGCCAUGCUUGGCCAUGAAGCAUUUGACACAGAGAGCAACACUGAUGUGUGCAUGAGGAAGCAGGGUGUCAGCGCAGCUGGGACUCAGCUCACGGUGGUUAACACACCUCAGGACUGGCUUCACUAUGUUGUCCACGACCCCGCUUCUGUUGAUCACAGACUGGUCACAAGCGCAUCAAUGUGUCAGCCAGGGCCUCAUGUCUUCCUCCUGGUUAUCUCCGUUGAUUCACUUUCAGGGAGAGAGCGCAGCCUUCAGGCAGCCAUUCUCCUGCUGAGUGACAUCCUAUGGCCAUACAUCAUAGUUGUGUUGACAGGCCUGGAAAAACUAACAGAGUCAUCGAUGAUAAAAGAUAUUGCUGAGGAAUACCAGUGCCUUCAAAGUGUUUUAGAAAAGUGUGGACACAGACACCACUAUCUAAACACAACUCAGCAGCCUCAAGACAGUGACCCCCAAGCUAUGGAUCUGCUGAAGAGCAUGCUGGCAAUGGCAGCAGGGAACCAAGAACAGACUGGUGAAGCUUUUCUCUGUCCAGACAGCAUACUGAAGGAGGCUGAGAGGAGAAUCAUUGUAGAUAACAAAAAGGCGAAAGUCAGAAGCUUGGGGCAAAAAGAAUGCCAGACACACAAACUUCUACAGGCAGGCAUUUCAAGUCGACGCACAUCAUUGCGGGUUGUGAUGGUCGGCGCCAGGCAGGCAGGGAAGAGCACAGUCGGAAAUGUCAUACUUGGCCACGAAGUCUUUCAAUCUGGACAUCCCACUAGCUGCUGUGUAGCAAGGGAAGGGGAUGCAGUAGGGAGAAGCAUCACAUUGGUAGACACUCCAGGUUGGGAGCACAAGAGCAGCAGCUCAAUAGAUACUCCAGAAAAAGUCAGACUACAGAGAGUGCAGAGCACCAUUAUGGACGAAACGGAACCAAAUGCAUUUCUUGUGGUCAUUCGCAGUGACGAGAUGUUUACGGAAAAUGAUAAACAUCUAUUGCAAGAGCACCUGACCCCAUGGGGCCGAGACGUAUGGCGAAGAGGCAUCGUUCUGUUCACCCGGGGAGAUCAGCUUGGAGAAACAACAGUGGAGAACCACAUAGAGAGGUGGCCAGCCCUUGUGUGGCUCGUAGAAAAAUGUUCGAAUAGAUACCAUGUACUGGAUAACGUUGUCAGGACAUGCAACUGCAAGGUGAAGGAGCUGAUUGAAAAAAUUGAGGCAGUUGACCUGAUCAAUGACAACCAGAUUUUGCUUCAAGCACUCUUGAAGGCCGAAAGGGACAAAUCGAAGCAGCGCUUUAAGGUGAAGGAACUUCAAAAGAAUGUGAGAGACCUUCAGAGAGACUAUGAGCAGCAGGAGAGACUUCAGGAAGAGAGAAACCAGAGGCUGCAAGAGACUCUUCAGAGCUGCGGCAAGAGAGAAAAGCUCUUAAAAGAAAAAGAACAGCGAAUAAAUGAAAGAUUGACAGAGUUUGAGGAGAAAAAGAAGAAGCAUCAAGAACAGAUAGAACAGCUGACCCAGAGUUGCAAUGAGAGGGGAAAGCUCUUGAAAGAAAAGGAACAGUUUAUAAAUGAAAGAUUGACAGAGUUUGAGGAGAAAAAGAAGAAGCAUCAAGAACAGAUAGAACAGCUGACCCAGAGUUGCAAUGAGAGGGGAAAGCUCUUGAAAGAAAAAGAACAGUUUAUAAAUGAAAGAUUGACAGAGUUUGAGGAGAAAAAGAAGAAGCAUCAAGAACAGAUAGAACAGCUGACCCAGAGAUGCAGUGAGCAGGAUAGAACAAUUGAAUUGAUGAGGAAGGAGCAGAUGGCAUUGAGGCAAACCCCAUUUGAUCAAGAAAGGGAAUCAGGGGAUCAUACACAUUGGUGUGGUGAUCAAAACAAUAUGUUGGAAAAUAUAUGCAAUAUGGAAUCUGUGCUGCAAAAAAAUAAUAACCCACAAUUAAUACCAUCAGAGGGUCUGCAACUGGACAGGCAGAGAGAGGUCAGGAUUCUGUCCUUAAGUGAGGCAGAGGGGAAACCAGAGAAAGGACAAACAGGCAUCAGAAGUGACAGCACAGACAGGAGUGAAACCAUGCAUUUGACUGAACCAACCUUUCUUCACAUGGACUCUGCUGUGGUUCAGAAAGUUGAGCAGCCUAUUCAGGAAGCCACAAAGCAACACCCACAACAACUGGAAAUCAAACCUGUGGGGACAACAAGGAGGUAUGAAGGAGCGGCUAUAGGAGCUGUGAUUGGGACCCUGGCAGGACUCCGCAGGGGGUUACUGUGGGCAGCCGUGGGCACUGCCAUUGGAGUCUCUGUGGGAGCUCUGCUGGAUUCCUAUCUCGGGGCAAAUGGUAAACACUGAGGAAACCAGGGUGUC
Messenger RNA from Alosa alosa (allis shad), 2539 nucleotides. RefSeq names its product GTPase IMAP family member 8-like. The transcript has 4 exons. The record is from RefSeq and is a predicted model, not a curated record. Gene Ontology annotation, molecular function: GTP binding. Lineage: Eukaryota; Metazoa; Chordata; Actinopteri; Clupeiformes; Clupeidae. The coding region runs from base 98 to 2524 and encodes 808 amino acids.